AUUUUGUGAAAGGGGUGACACUGUUAGUGUUGUAAGUAACAACCUGAAAAAAAAAAAAAUGGUAACCACUGUUGUAGUUGAAAAGACGCGAAAAGCAGCAUGUGCGUCUCGUAGCCUCAGCGAGAAGAGGAACACGCACUCUAUGUUAGCCGCCGCCACUAUGUAUUUCCACCAAAACAAACCUUGUGUAAGGCGGACACCGGUUCCUGCGUCGUGACAUUCAGGUGCAUAACAGAAGCAAGGAAACGAUGUCUCGUGGUCACCUGGGUACGGUUUUGAUAGGUGGAGGAACCGGCUUCAUUGGGACAGCUCUUACGAACGGUCUGCGUCGCCGUGGCUAUGAUGUAGUGUUGGUGUCCAGAAAGCCUGGGCUCUACAGACUAAGCUGGAGUGACCUCAACAAGAAUGGUCUGCCAGAAUCCACUGUGGCUGUUGUUAGUCUUGCUGGACAGAAUGUACUGGAUCCACUGAGGAGGUGGACUGAAGGCUUCAAGCAAAAUGUUUGGGCAUCACGGGUAAACACAACAAGAUACUUGGCUGCAGCUAUUGAGUCUGCCAAAGUGAAACCCCAGGUCUUUGUGUCAGCCUCAGGUGUUGGAUAUUACCCACCUGGCAAGGAGGAGGUGUUCAAGGAGGACGGCCCAGGGGGUGACUUUGACUUUUUAUCCCGGUUGUGCACCGAGUGGGAAGGAGCAGCCACUCUGCCAGAUGACAUAGAUGUUCGGACAGUCAAAAUCAGAACAGGUGUGGUGUUAGGCCGUCCAGGAGGAAUGAUUCAGCAGCUCAUUGUUCCCUUCUACAUGGGUGUUGGGGGUCCUGUAGGCAGCGGAAACCAACCCAUGCCAUGGAUUCACCUUCAUGAUAUAGUUAGACUUUUUAUAUAUGCAAUUGAACAAGAGAAUGUGACAGGUGUUGUCAAUGGUGUUGCACCACAAAUUAUAACAAACAGAGAUUUUGCAAAAGCUUUUGGGCAGGCUUUGUGGAGGCCUUCUUUUAUACCUCUGCCAACAUUAGCUGUAAACUUGAUGUUUGGGCAGGAGAGAGCCAAGAUCAUGACUGAAGGACAGAAAGUUUGGCCCCAGAAAGCUUUGGACACUGGCUUCACCUUUGCAUAUCCAGAUAUUAAAUCUGCUGCAAAAGAAUUCUCAAGACUCAUAUAUGCAGAUGAUGGAUGUUACUAAACUAGAAAUUUCAAUACCUUGGUUUUGGGGAAUAGUUGUAUGUAAAUAAAUAUAUAAAUUAA
Molecule: messenger RNA, 1243 nt
Organism: Scylla paramamosain (green mud crab)
Lineage: Eukaryota; Metazoa; Arthropoda; Malacostraca; Decapoda; Portunidae
Product: epimerase family protein SDR39U1-like
Exons: 6
Coding region: 249-1181 (310 amino acids)
Source: RefSeq, a predicted model, not a curated record